Messenger RNA from Salvia miltiorrhiza (redroot sage), 1755 nucleotides. Its product is annotated as glycosyl hydrolase 5 family protein-like. NCBI's taxonomy places the organism in Eukaryota, Viridiplantae, Streptophyta, Magnoliopsida, Lamiales, Lamiaceae. The transcript is spliced from 3 exons. Gene Ontology annotation, molecular function: hydrolase activity, hydrolyzing O-glycosyl compounds. The coding region runs from base 50 to 1657 and encodes 535 amino acids. The record is from RefSeq and is a predicted model, not a curated record.
AUCACAUGACUUGGAAAAAAAAAACAAAAAAAAAAAAAACAAAUAACAAAUGGCAACAGGAAUUCGGAAUCCAAAAGCCAUCGUGGCGGCGCUUCUGCUUCUGCAAAUCGCCGCCUUCUGCAGUCCAUGGCCGCUAUCGACGAAGUCGCGGUGGAUAGUCGAUGACGCGAGUGGGCAGCGCGUGAAGCUAACCUGCGUGAAUUGGCCUUCACAUUUGGAGCCAAUGAUCGCAGAAGGCGUGGAGAAGCAGCCAGUGAGCGAUACAGCGAAAAAGAUAAUCGAAACGGGCUUCAACUGCGUGAGGUUCACGUGGCCCACGUUCAUGUUCACGAGGCCCGAUUACGGCAACCUUAAAGUCUCCGAAUCCUUGGAUAAAUACAACCUGUCGGCGGCCAAGGACGGCAUUGCCAAAAACAACCCCCAGUUUCUGAACAUGACGGUGGUUGAGCUUCACAAGGCUGUGGUUGAUGAGCUCGGGAAGAAUAAGGUGAUGGUGGUGCUCGACAACCACGUCAGCCGCCCCUCGUGGUGCUGCGGCUACGAUGACGGCCAAGGCUUCUUCGGCGACGCCGAUUUUAGCCCGGAGGAGUGGCUGCAAGGCCUGGAUACGGUCGCCAACACAUAUAAGGGCAACCCUGCGGUUGUUGGUAUGAGCAUGAGGAAUGAGUUACGAGGUAACCGACAAAACGAGGCAGACUGGUACAAAUACAUGCAGCAAGGAGCCAACACAAUUCACGCACAAAGCCCAGAUUUCCUAGUCAUCGUCUCAGGGCUGAACACCGCCGGCAACCUCGGAUACCUCAGAUCCCAACCGCUGGCGGUUAGUUUCAGCAACAAAUUAGUGUACGAAGCGCAUUGGUAUGCCUUCGGCACUCCUGCCGACCAAUGGGCUACCCAAACUAACCAGUUGUGUGCCUCUGCGACGAGAUCCACACACGACAAUUUCUUCUACUUGACCCAAGGGAACAACUCUUUCCCUCUUUUUCUGAGCGAAUUCGGCAUAAAUCUAAGCGGCGACAAUGAGGGCGACAACAGAUAUAUAGGUUGUUUAUUGGCUGCUGUUGCUGAGGCCGAUGUCGAAUGGGCUUUGUGGGCUUUUCAAGGCAGUUAUAUACUUAGAGAGGGAACCGUUGAUCUUGAAGAACUUUAUGGAGUUCUUGAUCGUAGCUGGGAUCAUCCCAGGAGUCCUGCAUUUCUUGAUAGGUUGCAGGUUGUUCAACAAAUAAAUCAAGAUUUCAAAUCGCAGAACCCAACAUACUAUAAAAUGUUGCACCCUUUGAGUGGGCAUUGUGUGCAAAUUGUGGGGAGUGACAUAGUUGUGGCUAACUGCAAAAACGCAAGCCGAUGGGAGCAACACCAAGAUGGGGGGCCUAUCAAGCUGGUUGCGAGUCCACAGUGCUUGGGGGUGGCUGGAGACGGGGCGGCGCCCCGUCUCUCGGAGGAUUGUUCGAGCAUGUGGAAGCUUGUGUCGAGUUCUGGUCUUCAUUUGGCUGCCCAGAAUGAGAAUGGGGCAAAUUUGUGCUUGGAAAUGAAUGCAGCAGAUUCUAAAGUUGUGACCACGAAAUGUUUAUGUGUUGGAGAUGAUCUUGCUGAUUUACCUACUUGUGCUGACAAUCCACAAUCACAAUGGUUUAAGUUUAUUCCAUCAAAUAUUUGAUGAUGCAUUACCUUGUAUUCAAACAAUUAAACUAGUCCUUCAAUCCAUUAAUUCUUCUAAUAUAAGCAAUAAAUAGGAUCAUUUCAUCCUAUUUCAUU